Molecule: messenger RNA, 725 nt
Organism: Labeo rohita (rohu)
Lineage: Eukaryota; Metazoa; Chordata; Actinopteri; Cypriniformes; Cyprinidae
Product: fish-egg lectin
Exons: 5
Coding region: 96-725 (209 amino acids)
Source: RefSeq, a predicted model, not a curated record
CUAGUACCUGCAUCUCAAAGGAGGAGAAUCCACACUGACUGCUGAACUCUGAUCUAACACAAGAAGGUCCAAACAACAAACUGUAUCGUGGAGCAAUGAAGAUUUAUCAGAGCGUCCUGCUGCUCUUCAGCUGCCAGUUCCUUCACACUCUGGCUUUAGACUGUACCGUGAUGUUUGGUAACCUGAAGCAGAUAGAUGCUGGGUUGGGUUCAGUGGUUGGAGUAAACAAUCUUAAUGAACCGUUUGUCCUGAUUAAUAAUGUCUUCAUAAAAAUCAAUAUGUCUCUGAAGCACUUCAGUGUUGGUCCUGCUGGUUGGCUGGGGGUGAAUUCAGCAAACUACAUCUUCAAGUUUCAGAGUGGUUCCUUCAUUCAGUUUCCAGGGCUUCUCAAACAGGUGGAUGCUGGAGGUGAUCAGAUCAUUGCAGGUGUCAAUAUGAAUGAUGACAUAUUCUGUUUAAAUAUGGAUGCGAACGACAAAUGGCCAUCCAGCACUAUUCCUUGGGUUCACAUUCCUGGAAAGCUUAAGUACUACAGCUGUGGUCCGUACAGCUGUUGGGGAGUGAACAGCUAUGACCAAAUCUGGAUCCUGAGGGAUGUGUCAAAUAAUGCCUGUUCUGGGUCUGGCAACUUUUUGAAUAUUGGGGGACUUCUGUCCAUGAUUGAAGUAGCAACUGAUGGGAGUGUCUUUGGUGUCAACUAUCAAGGGAACUUAUACCAAAGGUGA